This is a messenger RNA of Rhinichthys klamathensis goyatoka, 1150 nucleotides long. Its product is annotated as D-amino-acid oxidase-like. Lineage: Eukaryota; Metazoa; Chordata; Actinopteri; Cypriniformes; Leuciscidae. The coding region runs from base 3 to 1043 and encodes 346 amino acids. Gene Ontology annotation, molecular function: D-amino-acid oxidase activity; FAD binding. The transcript has 10 exons. The record is from RefSeq and is a predicted model, not a curated record.
ACAUGAAGGUGUGCAUCAUUGGAGCGGGGGUCAUCGGCCUCUCCACGGCUCAGAGCAUCUACCAGCACUUCCACGGCCGGGUCACCCCUCUCACCAUAGAGGUGUAUGCGGAUGUCUUCACUCCACUCACCACCAGCGACGGGGCAGCUGGACUCUGGCAGCCGUAUCUAUAUGACAAGGGGAACGUGCAAGAAACUAAAUGGAACAAAGAGACAUUUGACUAUCUACUAAGCUUCCUCAGCUCUCCAGAUUCAGUUCAAAUGGGAAUCUUUCUCCAGUCUGGCUACAACCUGUGCACUGAACCUAUGGCGGACCCCUCAUUUAAAGACACUGUGUUGGGCUUUCGCCAGCUAACUAAACGUGAACUAGAUAUGUUCCCGGGAUACAGUUUUGGGUGGUUCAACACUGCUCUCAUGAUUGAAGGAAAGACAUACCUGCCCUGGCUUAUGGACUGGUUAGGACAAAGAAAGGUUAAGUUUUAUCAGAGGAAGAUUGGUUCAUUUCAAGAGUUGGCAGAUAGUGGUGCGGAUGUUAUCAUCAACUGCUCUGGUGUCCGAUCAGGAGACCUACAACCUGAUCCUGAGCUCAAACCAGGAAGAGGGCAGAUCAUUAAGGUAGACGCUCCCUGGUUAAAGCACUGGAUCCUCACACAUGAUUCCUCAUCAGUCUACAACUCACCAUACAUCAUUCCUGGGAGUCGUUUAGUCACUGUGGGUGGAGUUUUCCAAGUAGGAAACUGGAAUCUGCAGAACAGUUCUGUUGACCAUAGAGGCAUUUGGGAAGCCGCCUGCAAGCUUGUGCCCAGUCUACAGAAUACACGGAUAGUAGAGGACUGGACUGGUCUCAGGCCCGCACGCAGCAAAGUUAGACUGGAGAGAGAGACCGUGCGAUCUGAACCACGCGCUUUUGAGGUCAUCCAUAACUACGGACAUGGAGGUUUUGGACUGACCAUCCAUCGUGGAUGUGCUGAGGAAGCUGCUCGGCUCUUUGGACAGAUCCUGGAGCAGAAAGGCUUGCUAGCACACUCUAAAUCACGCCUGUAAUAAUAGAUUUGGGCCUCUGGACAGUGUUAUCCAUCUCUUGAAUUGUCGCUAAUCUAAUAACCGAUGUCAAAUUGAGAUGCAUAAUACAUUUGACUACAUUUAUCUGC